Molecule: messenger RNA, 693 nt
Organism: Penicillium cataractarum
Lineage: Eukaryota; Fungi; Ascomycota; Eurotiomycetes; Eurotiales; Aspergillaceae
Exons: 6
Coding region: 1-693 (230 amino acids)
Source: RefSeq, a predicted model, not a curated record
AUGCCUAGCCUUCGAAAUCUCACUAUUUCGUCCAUUCUCGCAAUUCUUGAGGUUGUUAACGCUCAAGAGACUGUCGGCUUUGGGCCUGCUUUCUCUCUCGGACCUGUGUCCUCUUCCUCCUGGAUUCGGGAAUCCGUCACAACUUUGGUGCUGCCAGAUAUUCCUUCUCCCAGCGCGGAUCGUCUUGCUCUAUGGGCGGGUAUGGGCACAAGUGGAGGCGAUUUAAUUCAGGCACUGGCUGUUUCAUUUGCAGACCCCAACGCAAACUGCGGCGCAGAGGUCGGACAAUGGUGCACUUGGGCGAGUACUUUGAAGGGCACACAACUUGGCGGCGAGCAGGUCCCGGCGAACCCAGGCGAUGAAUUGACGAUGCACUAUAAGUACAAUGAUAGCACUGGAAACUACGACCAAUCAGUUGCGAUCAAUGGGUCAAUUGUCUCCACUCUCUCGACUGAUGAUGGCGUUGCCCAAGGUUGGGGCACUGCCGUUGAGUGCCAAGAUGACGCUUGCAAGAGCUCGGUACCAGCUCAUCGGUACUUGUCAACAAAGAUCAUUUUGGACACCGCUGAUGCAUCUUUUGGGAACACUCUCGUUCUCACUGAAGCUAGCUCUAGUGGCUUGACGACCACAGAUGGUGGCAAGACUUGGGCCGUGUCCACGAUCAACAUCAAUGCCCACACUUUUACUGACUAA